This is a messenger RNA of Sclerotinia sclerotiorum 1980 UF-70, 429 nucleotides long. RefSeq lists its product with no specific name. The record is from RefSeq and is a predicted model, not a curated record. The transcript is spliced from 4 exons. Lineage: Eukaryota; Fungi; Ascomycota; Leotiomycetes; Helotiales; Sclerotiniaceae. Bases 1 to 429 code for a protein of 142 amino acids.
AUGACAUUCGAGCACAAGGGAGAAGAUCUUACCGGUUCUCAUUCUUUGACGUGGCAUCAAUACCAGAGCAAAAUCUGUCAACGACGGUCUCUGAUUGAUGAACUUUCUGGUCUACCUGCAUGGCAUGCAUCUGGUAAGAAGAAGCAAACGGAUAUCAGCCAAUUCGAUCUCGCCGAUGUUAUGCACGUUUUCAAACCCAGACCUGCAGGCACACACAAGGUUUUGAGAUACGACACUCAAUAUGAUGAUGGUAUUCAUGUAUUCGGAUUUGUUGGACCUCGUAUCUGUACAUCAAGUUUCAUUCCCCCAUCCCUUCGAUACCCAGGUUUCGGUACUCUUCUUCCAAACGUUGGAAAAGGUCUUCUGAUCCACUUUUCGAGAACCAAGGGUUUUCUCGAUUUCUCAUUCAUUUUCGUAGACAUUAGUUAA